AUGCAACGCUCGCGAAUUAACUUUCGCACAGGAGUGCUCGGUUUCAAUUAUCUUCGCCGGAGGGCAUUGUCCGACUCAAGUGCACGGGCCGCUACACCUAUUCUUCGCCGCGAUGCAGCUAAAGUUCAGGGCGAUAUAACGCAAAAGAUCGAACCGCAAAUUAACACCCUUUACAAUGAUGUCCGUGGUUUCCCUACUAGUGGUUUAACCGGAGCAAUGACUAUUCGCAGCGACUUGCAGAGCCUUGCUACCACCGUGAAUGAUGCGACGGCCGAUGUCAAAUCCACCGGCUCCUUGGACACUCCAUCUGGAACUACUAUUCUUGCCGACAUCCAAUCGCUGAUGCCGACGUCCUUGGUUACAUUAACUCACGUUGGAGCCGAAGCACCUGCAUGGGAAGAUAUUCAAGGGGGGCCAGCUCUGAUUCUUAGCGAUCUCCGGUCUCUCAAAACGGCCUUGGACAAUUUCGCCAACGCUCUGAUAUCGAACGAGCCCCUUCUUCUACAAGCCAAGGCUCUCGCGAUCAAGACUCAGAUUGACGGUGGUCUCGACAUUGCAAUCGCCCCCUACUCCGUAUAG
Messenger RNA from Aspergillus oryzae RIB40, 579 nucleotides. RefSeq names its product cell wall mannoprotein 1 family protein. Lineage: Eukaryota; Fungi; Ascomycota; Eurotiomycetes; Eurotiales; Aspergillaceae. The transcript has 2 exons. Gene Ontology annotation, cellular component: extracellular region. The coding region runs from base 1 to 579 and encodes 192 amino acids. The record is from RefSeq and is a predicted model, not a curated record.